GUGACAGCCCGAACUGAACGCAUAGUCGCCUAUCUAUAAUGAUUAUUUAAAUAACCUCAGUUUUAUUAUAGCAAUUGAAGAAAUUAAAAGACACAGUGAGUGAAUUGGUGGAGUUGAGUGAAUUGAAGACGAAGAAGCAUAGCAAACAAUGGCGGAAAAAGAAAACAGACGGGUUCUCCAGUUCGCACCUUUUCAAAGUUCCGUCGACGAGGGUUUCUGGCGGAGAUUAUCUUCUCUCAAGCUCGAUACCUUAGGGAUUGAUCAGUCGCCUAUUGCCAUCACGGGUUUCUAUGCUCCUUGCUCUCAUGCCCAAGUUUCAAAUCAUUUAACGCUUCUUUCUGAAUCUUUUCCCCAUGAACCAAGUGAACAAUCAUCAGAAUCAAUAGUAACUCGUGGUAACAGGAACAGGUGUCCUAUUCCAGGCAUACUGUACAACAUGAAUACACUGGAGAGUUUCCGUGCCCUUGAUAAACAGAGCUUGCUCAAGGCAGAAGCAAAGAAGAUUUGGGACGAUAUUUGCUCUGGAAAAGCUCAGGAAGAUGCUGCCUUGCUUUCCAGAUUCCUUCUCAUCUCGUUUGCUGACUUGAAAAAGUGGAGUUUUCAUUACUGGUUUGCAUUUCCUGCUCUUGUGCUUGAUCCUCCAGCAACAUUGAUUGAUUUGCAGCCGGCUUCACAGUAUUUCUGCUUAGAAGAGGCAGAAUCCCUGUCGGCAGCUUGUAAUGGAUGGCGUGCCUCAAGUCUAACUGCAGAUAUACCAUUCUUUCUAGUUACUAUUGCUUCAAAUUCCCAUGCCACUAUUAGGCCUUUACGAGACUGGGAUGCUUGCCAGGGUGAUGGUGAAAAGAUUCUUUUUGGUUUCUACGAUCCAUGUCAUCUCCCAAAUAAUCCCGGUUGGCCUCUACGUAACUUUCUUGCACUCAUUUAUUCAAGAUGGAAUCUAGAGAGGGUUCGUUUUCUAUGCUACCGAGAACAACGAGGCUUUGCAGAUAUGGGAUUGUCCCUUGUUGGUGAAGUCUUGCUUUCAGUUCCACAAGGCUGGAGAGAUUGUCAAUCUGUACCCAAUGCUGUGGGAUGGGAGCUAAACAGAAACAAGAAAGUUCCCAGGUGUAUAAGGCUUGCUGAAUCUAUGGAUCCAAUGAGGUUGGCCAUAUCUGCAGCAGAUUUGAAUUUGAAACUCAUGAGAUGGCGUGCUUUGCCAUCUUUAAAUCUAAAUAUCUUGUCAACUACCAGAUGCCUUCUCUUAGGAGCAGGGACACUUGGGUGCCAGGUUGCUCGUAUGCUUAUGGCUUGGGGUGUCCGGAAAAUUACACUACUUGACAGUGGUCGGGUGGCUAUGUCUAAUCCAUUAAGACAGUCUUUGUAUACCUUUGAUGAUUGCCUCAAUGGUGGUUAUUUAAAAGCCAUGGCAGCAGCUAGCAGUCUCAAGAAAAUAUUUCCAGCUGUGGAAGCUGAGGGAAUUGUAAUGGCAAUACCAAUGCCUGGGCACCCAGUGGCAGCCCAAGAAGAAAAUAAUGUGAUGGAAGACUGCAAAUGUCUUCAAGAUUUGAUUGCUUCUCAUGAUGCAGUAUUCUUGUUGACUGAUACAAGGGAAAGUCGAUGGCUUCCAACACUUUUUUGUUCUAAUGCCAACAAGAUAACUAUAACUGCAGCUUUAGGGUUUGACAGCUUUGUAGUUAUGCGCCAUGGAGCUGGUCCUUUCAGUUUUAGUGGUGACAACAAAGGUGAAGAUGAAGAUGCUUUGGCCACUUCAAUAGCCAACUUAUCCCCAUCAGGAGGAGAUGGAGGCCAACGGUUAGGCUGUUACUUCUGCAAUGAUGUGGUUGCUCCUAUUGAUUCAACUGCCAACCGCACAUUGGACCAACAAUGCACUGUUACACGACCAGGACUUGCUCCCAUUGCCUCUGCCCUUGCCAUUGAGCUGUUAGUGGGAAUUUUGCAUCACCCAGAUGGGAUACUUGCCCCAGGUGAGAUUGCCAGCUCCAGUGGUGAGGAGAGCAAUGAGCAACCACUUGGUAUUCUUCCUCAUCAGAUCCGGGGUUCCCUUUCUCAAUUCUCUCAAAUGACACUUGUUGGUCAUUCCUCUAAUAGUUGUACAGCCUGUUGCAGCACUGUGAUAUCUGAGUACAGGAAAAGGGGGAUGGACUUUAUUCUCCAAGCUAUUAACCACCCUACGUAUUUAGAGGAUCUCACAGGACUAACAGAGUUGAUGAAGUCUGCAAGCUCUUUUAAACUGGAUUGGGAUAACGAUGCUGACAGUGAUGAUGAUACUGCUGAGAUCUAAUAGGUUCUUUACACAUUAUUCUUUGUACUAAAAGUACAUGUCAAUUGUGCAAAAUCUAGUGGAAAGUAGUUUGCUGAUUAUUUUUUUUAAUCUACAUUAACUAUUGAAAAUUGUCUCUUGUAAUCACUCGUGUACAUCUGAUCAUUAUAUUAAGAAAAUUUGCCCUUUUGGUCUCUGCUUGAUCAAAUAAAAU
Nelumbo nucifera (sacred lotus) is the source of this 2474-nucleotide messenger RNA. Its product is annotated as ubiquitin-like modifier-activating enzyme atg7. Gene Ontology annotation, cellular component: phagophore assembly site; cytoplasm. The record is from RefSeq and is a predicted model, not a curated record. Gene Ontology annotation, molecular function: Atg8 activating enzyme activity; Atg12 activating enzyme activity. Gene Ontology annotation, biological process: piecemeal microautophagy of the nucleus; autophagosome assembly; cellular response to nitrogen starvation. NCBI's taxonomy places the organism in Eukaryota, Viridiplantae, Streptophyta, Magnoliopsida, Proteales, Nelumbonaceae.